Molecule: messenger RNA, 1224 nt
Organism: Panicum virgatum (switchgrass)
Lineage: Eukaryota; Viridiplantae; Streptophyta; Magnoliopsida; Poales; Poaceae
Product: expansin-A13-like
Exons: 3
Coding region: 8-1045 (345 amino acids)
Biological process (GO): plant-type cell wall organization
Cellular component (GO): extracellular region
Source: RefSeq, a predicted model, not a curated record
CGCGCGCAUGUGCGAUGCCCGGCCGGAGAUGGCCGGCCCGGCCUGGCAAUGGCAUGGCCCCUUGCUGUGCCCGGCCGCCACACGCCGACCUUUUUCUCGCUCCAUCUCCGGGUCGUACUGCACGGACGCGCCGCCCGGCCGUCGUGCGUGUAUAUAUAGCAGUCGUUCCACUCGUAUCGGCUGCCUCGGCGUUCCAUCAGGAAUUCAGGAUUCAUUCAGUUCGAAACAAAGCCAUUCUUUGCCAACGAACAAGGUAGCUAAGCACGGCAUGGCCGGAGCCUGCGCCCGCGCGGCGCUCGCGCUCGCGCUCUGGUGCGCGCUGGCCGCCGCGGCGGCCGGGCAGACCGGCCAGUGGCUCCGGGCGCACGCCACGUUCUACGGCGGCGCCGACGCCUCCGGCACCAUGGGAGGCGCGUGCGGGUACGGGAACCUGUACGCGCAGGGGUACGGCACGCGGACGGCGGCGCUGAGCACGGCGCUGUUCGCCGGCGGCGCGGCGUGCGGGCAGUGCUACAAGCUGGUGUGCGACCGCAAGACGGACCCGACGUGGUGCAAGCCCGGGGUGUCGGUCACCGUCACGGCCACCAACUUCUGCCCGCCCAACUGGAGCAUCCCCAGCGACCGCGGCGGCUGGUGCAACCCGCCGCGGCCGCACUUCGACAUGGCGCAGCCGGCGUGGGAGAAGAUCGGCGUCUACCGCGGCGGCAUCAUCCCCGUCAUCUACCGAAGGGUGUCGUGCGUGAAGAAGGGAGGGGUGCGCUUCGCCAUCAACGGGCACGACUACUUCAACCUGGUGCUGGUGACCAACGUCGCCGGGCCGGGGUCCAUCAGGGCCAUGGACGUGAGGGGGUCCCGGACGCCGGACUGGAUGUCCAUGGCGCGCAACUGGGGAGCCAACUGGCACUCCCUCACCUACCUCAACGGCCAGGGGCUGUCCUUCAGGGUCACCGUCACCGACGGCCAGACCAUCGUCUUCGCCAACGUCGUGCCGCCCAGCUGGAGGUUCGGCCAGUCUUUCGCCAGCAACCUGCAGUUCAGCCUCUGAGAAACUUAUUAUUACCUGCUGCUUGAAUGAAUCGAAUUCAAUCAAGAGAUAUUUUUGUUGAUUGCUUGCGCUUGUUGCUUGUAGAGUAUGCUGUGUGAUGUGUACAUAAAGAGAUUUCAUUACUUAUUUCAUGACGAAGCUAUAUGUUCAAAUUAAUUACUCCGAUUAAUUAAUUUUUA